Danaus chrysippus (African queen) is the source of this 1515-nucleotide messenger RNA. NCBI's taxonomy places the organism in Eukaryota, Metazoa, Arthropoda, Insecta, Lepidoptera, Nymphalidae. The record is from the annotation of a GenBank genome assembly.
AUGGAGUGUUGCGCGCGCGGCAGUAUGCCCCUCGCCGCCAUGCCGGCCUGCGCGCCCGAGUACCGCCUCUUGCGAUCAGCGACCGAGCUCGCCUUCGCCCCGCGAGUCAAGAGAUGCUCGCACCAGCCACCCUUCACCGCUCUGAGGAGAUCCUUCUCCUCAACCUUCUCCUUAAUACCCGAGGAACGUGCCGUCCCACCUGAAAACACGCCGCCGCUCCAACGGUUCUUCCAAAUCGUCACCUGGAUCCCUCGUCAAUUUCUACGGCCACUUUUCUUCAUGUUAAGCCUGAUAGCACACCCCGCUUGGAAACAAAUACUGGUAGUGCUGCCCACCUUGUGGAUCGCUGCGUCGCUGUUUAUAUUUUGGAAAUGUGUUCAGUGUCCCAUCGGUGUCUUGAAGAUGAUUGGAAAAGCUAUAUCGAGAAAUACAGAGAAGCCUCGCACUGUGCUCAUAAGUGGAGGUAGCACGGUGCAAGCCCUUCAUCUAGCUAGAAACUUUCACUCUGCCGGUGCCAGAGUGAUCGCUUUCGAAAUUGAAGGGCAGUUUGCGUUACUGAAGUAUUCUGCGGCCGUCCACAGAUUCUAUACAGUACCAAGGCCCAACCCAGCAGACCCGUUGGCUUACGCUCGAGCAGUAAAAGAGAUCGUUGAGAGAGAAUCCGCUGUGUUCUAUAUUCCGGUGAGUUCGACGACACCGGCAUACUACGAUGCACUAGCGAAGCCUCAUUUGGAAGUGUUAGGAUGUCAAUGUUUCGUGCCCUGCGCAAGAGAUGUAGUCACUCUGGACGAUCCUUUGGAGUUGAUGCGAGUGUGCCGCGCCGCUGGGCUCGCGACGCCGCUCUUCUGGGUCGUAACGAGCGAAGAAGACGUGAGAUUGUGGUACGACAGUGGCGCUUCAAAGGAGGGAAGGCACUUUAUCGCUAGCGCCGGCGCCCGGGGUGCUAGAGAUAGAUUACGGUUCGUAAUGCCAGAAGAAAAAGCACAGUUCAGAUUCCCGCGAGAAAUUAGUGCCGAGAAGCCGUGGGUGAUAGUAAGGGAACCGAAGGGUGAGAGGGUUGUGACUUGCACAACAUUAAAAGAAUCUCGUGCGGUGAAUAACGUGACCUGUCGCGUGGACUCUUCAAAGAAAGGUCUCGUCCCACAAAGAGACGAGGAAGCUGACGCGUGGGUUCAAAGAUUCAUUUCAUGUUUGUCGCCAUCACGUCCGAUGACCGGGCAUGUGUCAUUUAGAUUGGUUCGCGAGGAGAGCGGCGCGAAUAAUCACACGAACAGGAUGGUGGCGAUAGGAGCUCGGGUCGGGGUGUCUCUGCCGUACCUCUGUCAAGGAUCUAAACGCUGCGGCCAUACAGCGACUGUUGGAAAGCUGUUGAACACCGUGCUAGAUACACGCGAAGCGCUCUUUGCUUACUGGGAUCCACUGCCGUAUUGCGCGUAUUAUCAGUCCCGUUCACCGGACGAGAGGCGACCACCGCCGCCUGAGCCCUGCAAGACUCCUCCCAAUGUUCCUCUCUGA